UACGACCUCCUGUGUCCCUCCCUCCCUCCCCGCCAGCCAUGGGCACCGGGACCCGCUGCCAAGCUCCCCUGGCCGGGCUGAACGCUCUCUGCCUUCUCCUCCUCGUUGCCGGGCUGCGCUGUGCCAGUUCAGAUGCCAGUGUAUUUCUAAUAUACAGUGAGAAAGCAAAGAGUUGCCUGGAGAGCAGGGGCACUAGUGUAAGACUGGCUCUGUCCUGCAACGAAAGCUUUGACCAGCAGCAGUGGAAAUGGGUGUCCAGACUGCGACUCUUUAACCUUGGAUUCAAGCAGUGCCUGAGCAUCCAGAGGAGGAACGACACUGUGCCUACGCUGGGUAUGACGGAGUGUGACCAGGAGUCUGCCCAGAUGCGAUGGCAUUGUAACAGUCUGGGCAGACAGCUCAGCAGCUUACUGAACCAGCAGUCUAAAACCAGUACCCCAGGGCCCAACGUGGACCAAACUGACGUGUGGAGAAUUUACAACACUGAUGAGGACCUGUGUGCUCGACCUUAUCAUGAAAUAUACACCAUCCAGGGGAACUCUCACGGGAAGCCAUGCACCAUCCCGUUUAUGUACGACAGCCAAUGGUACCAUGACUGCACCAGCAUUGGUCGAGAGGAUGGCCAUCUCUGGUGUGCAACAACCGUGGAUUAUGGGUUGGACGAAAGGUGGGGAUUCUGUCCCGUCAGAAGUGAUGACUGUGAAACAUUCUGGGACAAGGACCCGUUGACCAAUAGCUGCUACCAGUUCAACUUUCAGUCCACUCUCUCCUGGAGUGAGGCCCGCAUUAGCUGUCAGCAGCAGAGCUCUGACCUCCUGAGCAUCACUGAACUUCACGAGCAAACCUACAUUAAUGGUCUCCUGACUGGUUAUAGUGCUACUCUGUGGAUUGGCCUGAAUGAUCUGGACAUUGAUGGUGGCUGGCAGUGGUCUGAUGGAUCACCACUGAAGUACCUCAACUGGGAGAGUGACCAGCCAGCAAACUCAUUGGAGGAAAAUUGUGGAGUUAUCCGAACAGAAUCUUCUGGAAGAUGGCAGAACAAAGACUGUGGCAUUGCCCGGCCAUAUGUCUGCAAGAAGAAGCCAAAGCCUAAGGAUCCUGUGACCACAGAUAUUUGGGUUAACCGGAAGACCAAGUGUGAUGUGGGCUGGCUGCCAUUUCAGUGCAACUGCUACCGGCUGAACACCGAGAGGAGGAGCUGGCAGGAAUCACAGAAGAGCUGUGUGAGGUCCGAGGGAAACCUGGUCAGCAUCCACCACCUGGCAGAACUGGAAUUUGUCCUGACCCAGGUCAAACAGGAUGUCGAGGAAUUAUGGAUCGGCCUCAAUGACAUCAAACUCCAGAUGAACUUUGAGUGGUCGGAUGGAACUCCAGUUCGCUUCACCCACUGGCAUCCCUUUGAGCCCAACAACUUAGCAAACGGCCAAGAGGACUGCGUCACGCUCUGGGGCUCGGAGGGACGUUGGAAUGAUGGGCCCUGUAACCUCACACUGCCUUCCAUCUGUAAGAAACCCAGUUGCUUCUCUGAAGAGGAGGAGGUUUUGGAAGAUAAUCUCGGCUGUGCAAAGGGCUGGAGGUUGCAUGGCUCUUCCUGCUAUUUUGUGGGUGAGGAAUCAGUGACCUUUGACGAGGCCUUGAAGAAAUGCACAGGUCAAAGGUCGACCCUUGUGACCAUCCUGAACAGAUUUGAGCAGUCGUUCAUCAUCAGCCUCAUCCUCGGUCGUUCCGGCAACUUCUGGACAGCUCUACAGGAUGCCAACCACCCGGGGGUCUUCCAGUGGAUGGGUGGCGACGCUGUCUCCUUCACCAACUGGAAUCGAAACCAGCCAGGUUACAAAGGUGGAUGUGUGGUGCUGGCGACGGGAAACUCUGUUGGAUUAUGGGAUGUGAAGGAUUGCAACAGCUUCAGGGCCAAAUACAUCUGCAGGCAGAACCUGGCAACCUCACUCGACCCAGGAACUGGACCAGCAGCUGUGACUCCUACACCUAGUGUGACAGGGAGCUGUCCAACAGGCUGGGCCUCAUCCCCAACUCUCCGAUACUGCUAUAAGGUGUUUCACUUCAACAGCAUCUAUGCUAAGAAGAACUGGGUGCAGGCACACAUGUUCUGUCAUGAGCAAGGAGCUCAUUUGCUCAGCAUCAGCAGUUUUGAAGAGGAGAAGUUUACAGAGAAACUGGUCAAUGAGAUAUUUGGGGAGUCGGAGGAUUACGAGUAUCAUUGGUUCUGGCUUGGGCUGAACAGGCGGAACCCAGGGACAGAGCAGAGCUGGGCAUGGAGUGACGGAACAGGAUAUUCCUACAACAACUUUGGACGGGAUAUCUAUGAAGACGAUAACAUUCGGCGCUGUGCUGUCACAGACAUUGCCUCCUCCCUGUGGCGAGCAGUACGAUGUGAGAAUCAGCUGGACUGGAUCUGUAAGAUCCGCAAAGGAGCUGUUGUGAAAGAGCCAGAGGACACCGAAGAUACUACAAGCAACAAGUGGGUCCAAUUCCAGGAUGCUGAGUACAAAUUCUUUGAGCAUCUUUCCACCUGGCCCCAAGCCCAGCGGAUAUGCACCUGGAUCGGAGCGGACUUGGCCUCCAUCCACAGCCAGGAGGAGCUGACCUUCCUGGGACAGACUCUGCAGGAGCUUUCCCGGUUUCAGGAUCAGUUUUGGUGGAUUGGUCUCCACACCAAUGAGAAUGAUGGACGAUUCAGGUGGUCAGAUGGUUCGAUCCUGAAUUUUGUCUCCUGGGCCUCAGGGAGGCCACGACCCAUUUCUAGGGACAGAAAAUGUGUCUACAUGUCACCCAGUAAAGAGGUGUGGGGUGACCAGAGAUGCCUGAAUGGCCUGCAGUACAUAUGUAAACGGACAAACAGCUCUGUGGUGAAGCCCCCUUUACCUCCUCCGCCAUCUGCACAUUCUGGGGGUUGUCCAAGGGGAUGGACCCCAUUUGUAAACAAGUGUUUCCAGGUACAUGGAUAUUCUAAAGUGGAUCGUGUUAACUGGAUUGAAGGAAAGGCUGCUUGUGAGAGAGCAGGAGGGCUGCUAGCAACAAUCUCUAAUCUCAAUGAGCAAGCUUUUAUCACAGCCAUUCUUCCAAACAUCACCUUCGACCUCUGGAUCGGGUUGCAUGACACAGACAAGGACUUCCAGUGGCUGCAAAAGGAACCACUGAAAUAUGUCAACUGGGCUCCGGGGGAACCUUCAGGCCAGCACACUUCAUCUGCAGACAGUGAAGUGGUAAACUGUGCAGUGAUCUGGCAUGCCUUACACCCACAGUUCACUGGACGCUGGGAUGACAGGAGCUGCACGGGUGAUAGAAAUGGUUACAUCUGUCAGAGAAACAAAGAUCCAUCUCUACCAUCAACACCUGCCCUGUUCCCCCCUUCCUUGACGUCCAAGCUGAGCUACAUGAACAGCACCUACCGAGUUAUCCAGAAACCUCUGUCUUGGCUGGAAGCCGCCUGGCUCUGUGAGAGCCGCAAUGAGACCCUGGUCACUGUGGUGGACCCCUACCAUCAGGCCUUCCUCACGCAGGUUGUGAACAGCGUCCAACUCCCCCUCUGGAUUGGACUGUCGAAUGAAGAGGGAGCCAGGGCUUUCUCCUGGCUGAGUGGGGAGGAGUCGGACUACACCAACUGGCAGGAGGGGGAGCCGCGCCAGAUCUUGGGCUGUGCUCACAUGGACGUGGACGGGACGUGGCGAACGUCCAGCUGUGAGACGAAGCUGAAGGGAGCGAUCUGCAAAGUGGCUGGAGAGUCCUGGUCCAGCAAGUCAACUUUCGCUGGGACUUGCCCAAGUAGCCUACAGGAUUCUUCCUGGAUCCCCUUCCGUAAUCACUGUUACACCUUCCAUUUGGAGAAGAAUGCCACUCCCAAAGACGCAGCUAAGUUCUGUCAGAAAGUGCAUGGGGCCGAGAUGCUGUCCAUUCUUGAUGAGACUGAGAAUGUGUUUGUAUGGGAACACCUACAGACAUAUGAAAAUGACACCAAAGGCGCUUGGCUAAGUCUCAUGUACAACACAAAGAGCGGCUCACUUGUCUGGCCUGAUAAGACAAUCUUGAACUAUUCAAACUGGGCUCAUGAAACUGAGAACAUGAGUUUAAUGAGUCCAAACACUUGCUAUUGGAUCAACAGCAACACUGGCAUUUGGGGAAUUGGUCCCUGUACCAGCUUCACACUCGGAAUUGUCUGCAAAACACCAAGAGUUCAAGAAAACAGACUUCUCACUACCUCCGGCUCGCAGGGACACACCUUGGACAUCAUCUUGUAUGUGCUGGGCGCGUUGGUGCUGCUGGCGGUGGUGGUGGUGCUGCUGCUCCUGUACCGUCGGCGGAUUGCCUCGGGCUCUCGGCGAGGGGCCUUCGAGAGCGCCCGGUACAGCCGGACCUCCUCGACACCCAGCGAAUCCGUGGAGAAAAACAUCCUGGUGUCGGACAUGGAAAUGAACGAGCAGCAGGAAUAACCCCGGCACCUGCUCCUCUGUCUCUCUUCCUCCUCGAGCAGUGUGCUAAGCACAGACUGGCGUUCAGAACAUAAUGCAGGUCAACAUGGAGUCCCAGCACAGCCUCACAGUGACACAGUUGGCACUGAUUAAUGGGGAUAUGCCUUAAAAGGAUACAUUUCUCAGGCAUCCAGUUUUUUUUAUAUAUAUAUAUAUAUAUAUAUAUACACAUCAAUACUGGUGGAUUUUAUCUGAUAAAUGGGGCAAUUUGUAUCCACUAGGGCCCUCCAAUAAACAGCUUCAACUGUGUUAUUGACCUUGAUGCAGGAGUGUUCCUAUGUAAAAGUGCACAAUUCAAUGAAUAAAAUCAUCAUGCACUCCCUGUGCCUGAUGAGCCUCCCAUCAGUUUCAGCAUGGUUCAGAUGUUGGCACAGUGUUAAUGUGCAGCCUGCCCACUGUUUCUCAGACCCCACACUUCCACAGACAGGAGGAGGGGGCAUGCGUGCUUACACUGAGUGAUCGGGAUCUGGAUUAGCAUCAACACUCUUUUAGAGAGUUCCUGUGAGAAACCGCUAAACCCAGGCAACUCUAGCUCACAGCAGACCUUCAAAAGCUGUUGACGAGGAGUAGCAUAGAAAAUAGCCAGUGGUUGAUGGUGGAUCAAUCUGAGAGGGUGGGGGUGUGUGCCCAAUUAACACUCCGUGGACUGUACCUCCUCUGACCCCUCACAUUUUACGCACUUACCUCGUGUUUUAAAUGAUUAAGGGAUUUGAUAGAGUGGAUAACGGCGCAAGGGGGUAGAACUUCAAAGUUACAAUUAGGCCAUUCAUAGAUGAUGUCAGGAGUCACUUCACACACAAGGUAGUGGGAAGCUGGAAUUCUCUCCCCCAAAAAGCUGUUGAAAAUGUGAAAACUGAGAUUGAUAGAUUUUUGUUCAGUAAAGGUGUUAAGGGUUAGGGAACAAAGCGAAUAGCUCAAGGGACCAAAUGGUCUACUCCUGUUCCUAUGUUUCCAAGACACAAUCAGAUAAUCAGGGGUUAAAAGGCAGGUUUUUCAAUGAUGAUCGAAUAGAUGAGAGAAUGAACAAGACCAGCGUGUUGAUUGCAAUAUGUAAGGGGAGGAAGUGAGCCAGCAGUGAUACAGAGCACGUCAGUGUUGGUAAUUAUGGAAACAUCUUAGGCCCCAGAUCACAAGGGGAGAAAAUGUGAGAAUAUACCUUAAGUGAUGAUGUGUAACCAUGAUCAGACAAAGAUUGGAUCGUUGGAAGGUUCCCUCUCUGCUAAGCAUUUUUGCAUUUAUUAGAUUUUAACUGUAUCCGUCAGGGUCGCUCGCUGCUCAACAGAUCGCUCAUGUUUAUCAAAGGAAAAAUCCCACCUUCUAAGAAAAUAAGGUCAGGGUGGGGAACCUUUUUUCAGGGGCUAUUUCACAAGCUUGUGAUCCCAGUCACAAGUUUCAGAAAUGUCCACUCAGAUCCCACAACUUUCUGUCCACAAAUUUUAAAGGACGAAAAAUCAUGAGAGGGAGGAAGGCGAUGUUUCCAAAUUCCAGCUUAAGUGUUUCCAGGCAGGCAGCUCCAUACCAGGAGCGCAGUUUGUAAUGUGAGGCCUAUAAUCUUGAUCUAUUAUGUGGAUAUAAAGUUAGAGAAACACCAUCAAACGGGUUCCCAAUAUCCCAUUUAUUUUAAACUGGUUAAGACCUCUGGUAAGCUAGCAGAUGAUAGUAUGAUGCUUCAUGUGGUAAUAUUCAGUUAUCCUGGGGAAUUUCUUUUAUUGGUUUAAAAACUGAAGUUAAAGGCUUUUGGGUGCAUUUCAGGUUCCAUCACCUUACAUUAUGGACUUUCAGCCCCUGAUGUAUUGGGUGUGACUAGGCUGCACAGUGGUGAUUGGAGGGUUAGGGCAUCUGUUGACAGAAGACUGGAAGAGCACCUGGGUUAGAUCAGCACCAUCCCAGGGCUGUAUAGCUUCUUCCACUGAGCUACCUUAAGCUCUCUUAUGGGUGGCGGGGGCACAGGGUGCGAUUGAGGGGGUGGUGGAGGUGGGAAGGUGCAGGUGAGAUGUUUCUAUGGAUGAUCUUGUUGUGUGGGUCUCUGGGAAAGGGGCUAGAUUCCUGUGCAUUGGAAGCAGUAGUGAAGAAUGUUACUGUUAAAGGAAAGAAUACUGGGCCUGUGACGGGAACAAGGUGAUGACAGUUUAUAGAAAGUUUGAGAGGACCACGGUAAGUGUUAAGACGUGUUUGUGUUAGGGAGUUGCAGUCGGCUAAUACUGAGAGCUGCAAAAACACCAGUCAGUCAGAUAGUGAGUUAUAGAUGUCAGAGUGAAAGAAGUUAUACCAUCACGAGGGCUUACCUCAACUGGAGGGGAGCAGAUCCAGAGCAAUGAAGCAAACAUCCCUGAACAUUAUCCUAUACUCUUCUGAUCGCUGGAGAUAAAUCUUUCUGUUCUCUGAUGUUCCUUCAGAUAAAGGGAUUGCAACAUUGGAGACCAACAUUUUUUCCAUUUUGCAUCUUAUGGCAGUACCAGGAAUUCUGUAGGGCACUUUAUUGAAAUAAUAUCUGUGCACAAAGCUAUAGAGUCUUGAUGACAAUCAAACAAUACAAUGGGGGUGGAGGGGAGGGG
This is a messenger RNA of Carcharodon carcharias (great white shark), 7042 nucleotides long. RefSeq names its product mannose receptor, C type 2 (gene mrc2). The record is from RefSeq and is a predicted model, not a curated record. Lineage: Eukaryota; Metazoa; Chordata; Chondrichthyes; Lamniformes; Lamnidae. Gene Ontology annotation, molecular function: signaling receptor activity. The transcript is spliced from 30 exons. The coding region runs from base 39 to 4448 and encodes 1469 amino acids.